Molecule: messenger RNA, 2131 nt
Organism: Oncorhynchus tshawytscha (Chinook salmon)
Lineage: Eukaryota; Metazoa; Chordata; Actinopteri; Salmoniformes; Salmonidae
Product: complement C1q tumor necrosis factor-related protein 4
Exons: 2
Coding region: 146-1294 (382 amino acids)
Molecular function (GO): protein binding
Source: RefSeq, a predicted model, not a curated record
UCUUGACUCAUCCCAAUGGACAUAUACCAUUGCUCAAUGGGUUGACGGUGAGGCUUGGGGGGUAGACAUUAGCUAAGCAGCACUUGUGGUAGGGACUUUGGGGAAAGGCUGACGAGAGAGAGAAGGUAACCAGCUGACUACAGACAUGCAGACGUGGCUAACUACAGACAUGCACACUCUGUACCAGCACAUGAGAACAGUUGAACGGACAUCAUGGAGCAGUCCUUGGCACCUGGCUUGUUUACUGGGCAUACUCAGCUUCCUGGGGUCGGUCACACCCCUCCAUGUAGCUCCUGUGACGAUGGGCCUCCGCUCCUCCUUCUCGGCCACACGGACCAAUAGCAUCCUAGGAGGCACCCAGAAGGCUGUGACCUUCAACAGGCUCCUGGUCAACGUAGGAAGUGACUUCAACCCAGAUACCGGCCACUUCCGCUGCAGAAUCCCUGGGGCUUAUUACUUCUCUUUCACAGUGGGGAAAUAUCCCGAGAAGAUGCUAUCUGUCAUACUGGUGAAGAAUGGGCAGGAGGUGCAGGCUAUGGCCUACGAUGACUACAAAAAGAAAGGGCGGAAGGUCCAGAGUCAAAGUGUCAUGAUCAGCCUGAGGGCCAUGGACACAGUGUGGCUGAUGCUGCAGGACAGUCCUCAGCAUGCUCUCUACAGCACCGCUGGGCCUUACAUUACCUUCACCGGUUACCUGGUGUACCCUGACAUCCCCGCACCUGGCUAUCUCAACAACCACCUAUCCCUGCCAGGGCAGCUUUACCCCUACCCCAACCCCAACUGCCUUCCUCCUGGAGACCACAGGCAUGGUUUGAGCGGUAGUGCUAAGGCCCCUGAAGAGCCUCGCUCUGCCUUUUCCGUGGCCAGGACAUCCCCGGUCCUGGGGGAGAAUGGUGGCGUGCACCAAGAGAAGGAGCCUCUGACCUUCGACGUGGAGUACGUCAACAUCGGAGCACACUUUAACAAGACGUCGGGCCGCUUCACCUGCCGCUACCCUGGGGCCUACUACUUUGCCUUCACGGUGGGGAAGCAUCCACACAGGGCAGUGUCAGUCAAGCUGAUGACGGGCCAUGGCGAGGUGCAGGCCAUGGUGUUCGACGAGGACAUGUCCAGAAGGAGGGAGAUGCAGAGCCAGAGUCUGCUGCUGCCACUGCGUAGAGGGGACACUGUGUGGCUCUACAGCCAGCAGGAUGAGCGCUAUGCCGUCUACAGCAACCAGGGACGCUACACCACCUUCUCAGGCUUCCUGGUCUACCCAGACGCUGAGCCCACCACCACAGCCAGCCAGGACUAGGACUAGGACAGAACUCAAGUCUGAGGGCUCUGAGUUCUUCAAAACACACUGGACCCUCCUUCAAAUGUACAUGGUGCUAUGGUUACAAAACCAAAGUUGAGAAAGUGUGAAUGCUUUAUAGGCUUUGUGUAGAACCGCUGCAGUCACUUUCUGGGUGUGGAUUGAACAACAGCAGCAGCUAUCGCUGAAAAAUGGGGCAAAUAUGUACAUAUCUUAUACACAGAUUCACAUUUGUUUGCUCUUCUAUUGAUUAAAUAGCUAUUUUCUUUGAAGUAUUAUACCAUUCCACAAGAUGGUGUUGUGAGUCAUUUUUUGUUGUUGAUACAUCGACAAGCUUAUGACAUUAUCACACAUAAUCAUGUAAUGUUUCUUAUUAUAAGCACAUUUUCUGUAAAACGAUGGAAAAUGUUAUGUUUUGUGUUUGGUUGCAUUAAACCAAAGUUAUAGGCAAUAUGUUAGUAUAUGAUGCUGGACCAUCAGGAUUCCUUGGAUACCUCAUGAAUCUCAUUGACUUUUUUUUUCUCAUUCACCAAAGGCUGUGAGUUAUAAUAAGUAGAGCUUUCCUUUGUAAUCUUUAUAUAUACAGACUUUUUUAGUGACAGAAUUAUAUAUCCUUACUGAGCAGAUGUUUAUGCAAGUCUCAGAACGACUCAUAAAACCCUUUCAUACUUUAACUUCUGUAGUGAUUGCACUGAGUAGAGACUACUGUGUAAAUAUUGUAUAGUUUGCCUGACUGACUGUAUGGAGUUAGAUAACCUGAAUGUGAUGUAGUUAUGAAUGUUUGAUGUAUUCUGGAUACAUAGUGAAAUAAUAUUGAUUAAAGGUCAAUUUACAAGA